AUGGAAGAUCUUUUGAUAGAGAAUGGUAUUCGGGCUGAAGACACUGACAGCGCGGAAUGUCGUUUGGCCACACACCCAUCCGGCCAUCUGCUGGCAUCCUGUAGCAGUGGGGAUGCCCUCGUCAAGUUUUGGGAUUGUGGACGCAUGCAGGUAACGGAACAAAAUGCAGCCUCCACAAAACUCAGUGAGGGUCUGCCUGAGGAUACAAUCGGCGGUGGUGGUAGUUCCGCCGACAAAUCUGUCUCGGCCAGUAGCCCGGAUUUGGCCAGUGGACACUUCCUGCCCGCCCGUUCAUUCUCCACCUAUGCCGUGCGAAAGCCGCAGAAUGUGUCGGACAAACCAACUUGCAGGGUGAGCCCCUCUUAA
Dibothriocephalus latus is the source of this 366-nucleotide messenger RNA. Lineage: Eukaryota; Metazoa; Platyhelminthes; Cestoda; Diphyllobothriidea; Diphyllobothriidae. The record is from the annotation of a GenBank genome assembly.